Molecule: messenger RNA, 2237 nt
Organism: Amoebophrya sp. A25
Lineage: Eukaryota; Dinophyceae; Syndiniales; Amoebophryaceae
Source: the annotation of a GenBank genome assembly
GUUCUUGCUAUUUUGAAUUUUUCUGAUCAUCAGGAUUCUCGAGAAUUGAUGUGCGUCUACUUGUUUCCGUUUUUUCGGAUGGAGAUGUGCCCCUGUAUUGUAUUGUCAUGCUCGCCGGCAUGAACAUCCGCACUGGUAAAUCUUUUGGUUAAUACUCCUCCAUCAAUCAAUUACUUACUUGUGCUUCAUCUACUUACUUUUAUCCACGAAUAUUGAUAAAUAUAAUUCGCUCAAUUAAUAUUUAUACUAUGGCAAUUUCUACAUCUACUUCUGGAUUUUUUUGAUAAACAUUGAAAGAAUGAUUACGUCUAGUCGUGGUUUUGACUUGCAAGUCGGCAGCGACACGGACUACAUCCAUGAUGUGGCCUUCAAUUACUUCGGCACUCGCGUUGCCUUCUGCACGUCGAGGCAAAAAAUCUCGAUUUGGGAGAAGAAAGCAGUUGCUGACAGCUUUCCCAGGGAAGCAGCGACACCAAGUACUGCACAAACAGGAGGUUCUUUUGCUGCGCUGUCAAAAAGCUUCGGCGGACCGGCAGGUCUUGGAGCCGGCCCAGGCAGUAGCAUACUGAGCCACUCAGCGGCAGACGACACCCAGCUGGAAUGGAAGGAAAUAGCGACAAUAGAUUGCGCGCAUAGUGGGCCAAUAUGGCGAUUAGACUGGGCCAACCCAGAGUUUGGCCCUGGGGUUUUCGUGUCAUGCGGAGAGGAUCGCGCGGUCAAUGUUUGGUCAGAAAGAACCUACGGAGAGCGGUCAGGCUGGAAAAAGCGAGCGUCGAGGUACAAUUCCGGCUCAACAAGAAACUACGCGGAAUAAAUAGUGAUGAAUAAGAGUUGUAAGAAAUUUGGUGCUUAGUACUACUAGGUUGGAAGAAGUCUUAAUGAAGACUAUUCUUUAUGUAAUGACCUCUAGAUCUAGUGCGAGCGCGAUUUUCGCCUUUUCUUCUUACUUAAUACAUUUUUGACCUAUUCCUGAUCCUGACAACUAGGCUCGAUGCGACGAAAGCAGUUGUGGACGUGCGCUUUGCUCCACGACACCACGGCUUGAAGAUGGCGUCGGCGUCCUUAGAUGGUUUUGUGCGAGUGUACGAAGCACCAGACGCCCUUAACCUUGGAGACUGGCUGACUGAGGAUUACUGUAUAUCCAACAGUCGGGAAGGUGUGCAAGCACUUAGUUGGUCGCCAGACAUAUACGCUGAAUACAUCGCAGCGGUACUUCAUUUUUCUUUCUCGACGUCGCAUGUCUUGUUCUUUUAUCUUGCCUAUUUUGUUCCUUUGUCUAUGGUGCUGUUGUCUGGUUUUGUUCAAUGUCAUCUUUCGCCUUCCAUUUCAAUUGACGACGAACAUCGCGAUUUUACUCGAUUUAGCAUUCAUGCAUCAUCAUUUUCGAUUCCACCUACAAAUAGGUCGGGACUGAUGGGAAGGUUUACAUUCACACCAAAAACGUACGGAAAUGGGAGCAGCUUCAUAGUGAGCGUCACCACGCAGAGCCUGGAUCUGUGAAAGAUGUCCAAUUCUCGCCAAACCUUUGCCGACCCUAUGACCUUCUUGUGACUUGCGGUAGGGACGCGAAGCUGUGGCGAUUUGAUACAGGGCCCGAGCAGACAAAGCUCACUGUGGUACAACCUGAUAUUCAAAAUAGCUGGAGAAAUGAAACUUCAUGGUUUCCGUUUUAUGAUAUUGGAGUGCUCAGUUUGAGCAGCAAGAGCCUUUUGUUCUUGCAGCUCGUUAAGGAGUUACGCUGCACCCUCUCAUUCAGUACCACAGCAAUUUUAGGAAAGCAGAUCAAAUUCAAAUUACAACUUGUUCCCCAUGUAUGAUAAAUCGCCCAAUUUACUAUAAUUACAGCUUCGUGUGCUCUGCGAAGGCCCGGACUUGAUAUGGCGCGGUAACUGGAAUAUGACCGGCACUAUGUUGACUCUGAGUCCCGAGUCGGGGGAUAUUCAGGUUUGGACCGUGAAUGCGCGUGGUGAGUGGGCGAGCUCGUACGAGAUCAGACACAAAGAUGAGUCUGUGAGCAUUAAGCAGUCCGCAAGUGUCCUGGCCUGAUCAGGGAAGAAUGGCUGCAGUCGAUUAUCACUAUUGGUUGCUCCCUGAGUUAAUACUUGCCUGGAGCGACGUGUGACGGGUAAUGUUCAAAUACCCAAGACCCUAGCCCAUUUGCUUUAUGCCGACUUCCCGCGCAUACUUUCCAUUUCCAACACAGCACGCGCACAACGACAGACUGCCUCUUGCAUGAC